AUGUCACUAACCGUACCAUAUGGAUUCGAUCAACAGCAUUAUAAAAUAGAGGAAUACAACCCGCAAAUCGACGCAGCUAUUGGUCUAAAUUCACAUGCAUUAGAGUAUGCGGAUAAAAUGGACAAGGUGAUACGGACAAAGAAUAUUACCACUGGGCUUCUUUUUUAUUUACCCAUCCUUCUCAAAGAUAAUUACGAUACAAUCGACAUGAAAACCACUAGGGCUAGCAUGUCGCUCAAGGAUUUUCAACCCAAAGCAGAUGCCCCACCCGUUAAGGUGCUCCGCGAUGCGGAAACGAUUAUUUUGGGGAAAGCAAAUCUUCAUGAACUGGCUCUUGAGGGCAUCUCUGUUUCUUCUUAUGCGGGCCAAACUCUGAAUCCUCACGACCUGACACGCACGCCUGGCGGGAGCUCCGGUGGAACCGGUGCGGCUAUUGCAGCUUCCUUCGCCGUAUUCGGAACAGGGACUGAUACGGUUUACCAACUCGUUGAGGAGUCCCGCCCGAUUGGCAGAUCAUUGGAAGAUGGGGCUACUGCUCUCACGGUCAUGGCGAAUAUCGGAUAUGAUCCCAGAGACAACACGACGGCCCUUGUCCCGAAAUCUGUGGUGGGUGCGGAUUACCCAGAGCAUUACGUGGAGGACGAUUGA
Molecule: messenger RNA, 648 nt
Organism: Paracoccidioides lutzii Pb01
Exons: 3
Coding region: 1-648 (215 amino acids)
Source: RefSeq, a predicted model, not a curated record